CUUCCUAGCACUACGCAAGGUUGCUUUUGAAUAUUCCGCGUUUGACUUUUCGAUUUAAAGUCCAAAUAUUUAUGCUUAUCCAUUAAGUAUUCACAGAUUAAAAAAUCUGUGAUUUAAUGGAAUUGGAUUUUUUUAGUUUUUGUUAGAUGUCACCGAAUGGCGCAGAUAUUGCCGAACGAACCGCUUAUAAAAGUUGAAAAGCCUGUUACUAUCCAGAAGCCCGAGAAAUCAGAGCACAUUGAAGAGGAUAAUGACGUCACAAAAUGUGAUUGCCAGAAAGUGGGAUUGCGAGCAGGUGAUGCAGUGUUUGCAAGUGUUGUUGUGGCCCCUUUAGUUGUAGGAGUAUGGCGUAGUUCAUUGGGCAUCAUGGAACUACAUGCCAAGAUGUUUCCGUACGCCCAAAACUUCGUUCUUGGAAUUAUAAUACACUGCUGUUUUUCUAUUGCAAAAACUCGCCUAUUUUCCCGAUCUGUUGACGCAUGGGGUCAAGGAAAAGCAGGCCGGUGGCUAAGAGAACGAGUAUUAUCUCGUUUCUAUACAUACAUAUUCAUUAUGUCCAACGUUAUGCACUGGAGAGGUGGUUGGGGCCUUAUGGAUACUAUGGUCGCUGCUAUUCUACCCAAUGAUCAGGAUCCUCAUAGGCCAGUUUUGAUAGCGACGUAUUUAAUAGUAUGCAUCGUGUUAAUCUUAGUUCUUCGCUCCGCACGCAACCUCCUAGGGCCUCCUUACCUCGUAGUCACUGAUGGAAAACAACCAACUUACAUAUUUACUACCAGAUUUCAGAAGAGUAGUUCGGAAACAGCUCUAUACAUACUGGACUGUGUGUUUUCUGUGACUGUGGUCGGGUCACUAGUGCUAUUUGUGUGGCGAGGUCUGUGGGCUUUGAUUGACAUUUACCUUUAUCCAGACGAUUUUGUCAAAUCUUGCUGGACGUCACUUAUAGUAGGUUACUCUAUGGUAGUAGUGAUGUUUUCGCUGCAGGUGCCGAUGCGUUGGCUUCUCGCAAGACUUCAGGGAGCCCCAAGGCUGUUGAUCGCUGAUGUUUAUCAUUUAGUUUCCUUCGCUUCCACGAUUAAUGUAUGGCGAGGGGUUUGGGGAUUGUUGGAUAUUUAUUUUUUGCCAGAUUCGCCUCACUUAAGCAACUGGUCUUGCCACAUCGUAAGUCUAAUGUUGCUGAUGCUGUUAAAUUGUUCUAAUUCAAUUCUUGUAAGAGGAGUUUAUAUUGACGCAGAGGAACCGGCUGGUGAAUGCAUCAUCUUCCCCUGCCAUUACCUCCGACUCUUCAUCCACAAGAAAAGACCAAAACGACAUAAAGCGUUAGACUUAACGAAAAAAAUGGAAGAAGCUAGUAUGCCUUUACAAACACCAGAAGAAAAACUAUAGGCCAUGUAUGUGGUCGUUGCGGUAAUGUUUUUUGGAAUAUUACGAGUAUGAAAAUAGUAUUAGUCUGUACCGUAUUCUGUGUGUAAGUACUAUAAUUUAAAGCCUGAGAGACUCUAAAAACCCAAUCAUAUUAUUUUUUAUAACGUCGAUACGCACAACGGACUUAAUUAUUUUAUUGUAGUUAGCUAUCCAUGCAUUUAUUUAGUUACCAACUAUAAUUUUAUAGUAAACAAGAAAAUCGUGGCCAAAUAUGUAUUGCCAAUACCAAUUAAUAGGCCAAUUUAUAUAUUUAUGCAAUGAUAAAAGCAAUCCUAUUUGUAAUAAUUUCAUAAAGAAUAGCGGCAAUAUAGGGUGAAUUAGAUCGAUAUAUUAUAAAUAAACGAGUCGGAAAAUUUACAGAUAUUCAAUAUAAAAUUUGUCGUAAGAAUCAACAACAUGCUUUUUACACUAUAAAACAUGGUUUUAAUAUAUAUAUAUUUAGAUCAACGAACAAUGUGAGAGUGCUGCCUUAUUUCAUCGUAUUUUUAUAUACUUAAUGUUACGCUUCAGGUGAUCAAAUCUAAGUCAGACUUCGAGAUCAUUCCAUUUGUAUGAUACAUAUUUAGCAAUAAGUUUAUGUACAUACGAUAUUUUUAACUACAAAUAAACGAUUUCUGAGUAAUAUAUUUA
Molecule: messenger RNA, 2052 nt
Organism: Pieris brassicae (large cabbage white)
Lineage: Eukaryota; Metazoa; Arthropoda; Insecta; Lepidoptera; Pieridae
Exons: 8
Coding region: 157-1383 (408 amino acids)
Biological process (GO): neuromuscular synaptic transmission; clustering of voltage-gated calcium channels; neuron-neuron synaptic transmission
Cellular component (GO): presynaptic membrane
Source: RefSeq, a predicted model, not a curated record